AAGAGCAAAACGCGCUGGAUGUAUACUUUGGUACGACAUUUAUUGGUACCUAAUAUUUCAAAAAAGAAUAUUUUUCACUGCUUGAAUGAACCCAUCAAGUCAAGAAGUUUUCGCAUGAAAAUGUGGGGUUAUGCCAGAUGCAAAUAAUACCGAGCGUGUAGGGAAAAUUCACCGUCAAUGAGUGAAAUACGGGAAUGGUCGAGACGAUAUUUAAUCGUUCCAGUUUUAAUGAGACAUCGUUCGCGGUUAAUGGUCGGUGAAAGUGGAAAACCGUCGUCAAAUUCCGUAAGUCAAAGGAGAGGGUUUGUGCGGGAGUUCUGUCGUUUCUUUCGAAAACUUCGGUUGAGCAAGUGGUUUUGCAGAUUACUAAUACACCAACGUAUAUCGUCACGUCCCUUACAGUACAGCUGCAUGUCUCCCGCUGUCCUAUAUGAGUUUAUUGUGCUCGUGGUUUAUUGUGUGUGUGUUAUUACUUAACGACGCGAGUGCCCAGGAUUCCCGGACGUAUGAGCAUAUAUCACCUUCACCGGAGAAAAUUACCUAUGGAGCCUUGACUCCGAACGAAACCGAGCUACUGUUCGACUUAUAUCUAAGGGAUUAUGACAAACUGUACAGAAGUAACGAUUUUAGAAGGGAAAGGUUGGAUAUUUUCAGAGAAAAUUUGCUACGUUAUGAUAAGAUGAAUGAGGCGGAUAGGGGAACUGCUGUUUAUGGCAUCGAUCAGUUCUCUGAUUGGACAUUUGAAGAAUUUAAGCAAAGAAUAUCAGGGAUAAAAAAAGAACCAUUUGACGUAAGUGUGAACGAAAGCAUGGUAUACUAUGAUGAUCCAUCUCCUGGGGAUAAGAAGAUAAUUCCCGAAAACUUUGACUGGAGAGACGAAGGAGUAGUGGGCCGUAUUAAAGAACAGGGGUUUAUUUGCGGUUCUUGUUCUGCGUUUGCAACCGUGGCUACUCUUGAAAUACUUUACAGCAUUAAGCACCGUUCUAUCAAGUAUUUUUCAGAACAGCAGCUCCUCGAUUGUGACACGAGGUCACGUGGAUGCGGCGGAGGUUGGAGUCAUAACAUGAUCAAAUAUGUGCAAGAGGCCGGGGGGUUGGAAUCAGAUAAAACGUAUCCUUACAAGGGCGAAAAUGCAACAAGCGAGUGCCUUUUUGACAAAGAUAUGGCCAUUCUUAAGGUGCGGCGUCUCAUAAUGGUAGAACCCGACAGCAAUAUGAUGACUGCACAUGUCUGUAGAAACGGCCCCCUCGCCGUUAGUUUAAGUGCCGAAUCCCUGUAUGGCUACCGUGGAGGAGUCAUGCAUCCACCCAGUAGCGGCUGUUCCAAGGAUUUAGAGCAUGCGGACCAUGCAGCCACAAUUGUCGGUUAUGGAGUAUCGGGUGUGUAUUUAUCUACUCGUAAUUACAUCGGAUAUAGUGGCGCCAACAACAAAAGUAUGAAGUUAGAUCGGAGGAUGAUAGAAAUCGGAAAAGAAGUUUACCUUACUGGAUUGUUAAGAACAGCUGGGGUAAAAAUUAUGGGGGUCCUCGGGCGAGGGGCUAUUUCUACAUUUACAGAGGUGAUAACACUUGUGGAAUAGAGAACAAACCGACCGGAGCUGUUGUGGAGUAACAUCAAUGGGGCGGAUUCGGAAUAAUACAUCAACGAUGUAUGAGAGUAAUAAUUCGUAUGUUUUCUGGGCGUAAUAAUUAGAGUAUUCUGAAUAAAAUGAUAGCAUUGAUAGAGUA
Molecule: messenger RNA, 1727 nt
Organism: Bemisia tabaci
Lineage: Eukaryota; Metazoa; Arthropoda; Insecta; Hemiptera; Aleyrodidae
Product: cathepsin F
Biological process (GO): proteolysis
Molecular function (GO): cysteine-type peptidase activity
Source: RefSeq, a predicted model, not a curated record